Molecule: messenger RNA, 2960 nt
Organism: Populus trichocarpa (black cottonwood)
Lineage: Eukaryota; Viridiplantae; Streptophyta; Magnoliopsida; Malpighiales; Salicaceae
Product: kinesin-like protein KIN-13B
Exons: 12
Coding region: 348-2486 (712 amino acids)
Biological process (GO): microtubule-based movement
Molecular function (GO): ATP binding; microtubule motor activity; microtubule binding
Source: RefSeq, a predicted model, not a curated record
CGCGGUAGAAACGCUUGUCCCCUUUCUGUCUUCAAAAAUUCAAAAUCUACUACAGCACAGCAGUCCUUCAUUUUUACUCGACCCUUCUCUGUCUCUUGUACCUGUCUCUUCCUCCACUAGAUUCUCUCUCUAUCCAUUUUUAACAUUUGCAAAAAGCGAUCAUGUGCUGCUGAUAAUCUUAAUUGCUACCGUUUUCUCUCUUCUAAAUUAAAGUUUCAACUUUCAACUUGAAUUUAUUUUCUUAUUUCUCCUAGAGAGAGAGAGAGAGAAAAGGUAAAUAAAUCAACAAUCUCUCCUGCUUUAUUUACAUAUAUAAAUACAGAGAGAGAGAGAGGGGUGUGUGUGAUAUGAACAACGGAAUGGGAAGGCAGAGAUCUCAUCAUCAAAGACAAUACUCAUCUUCUGAUAACAGCAACGGAAUGUUUUCGGAAAAUGGAAGAUGGCUUCAAUCUGCUGGUCUUCAGCACCUUCAGAACAACAACUCUUCUUCCUCUUCUCUUCCUCCUCUUCAGGACUAUAAUUUCUAUGGUGGUGGUGGAGGAGGAGUAGGAGGGCAGGCAUUGAGAAUGUAUCGCAAUGCGCAAAGCAGUUUUAAUAGGGGAAAUGAAUUUUAUUCAGAGCCAACAACACCUCCUGUUAGUUCAAGGCCAUCGAGCCAGAGGAAGAAUGGCGAGGACUCUUCAAAUGAGUUCAGUCCUGGCCUCUUAGAUCUGCAUUCUUUUGACACCGAGUUGCUACCCGAGUUGCAGGUUCCAGGACUCUACGAUGGUUCUUCUCUGUUUCAUCCUGUUCGAGGAAGAAGCUUUGAUGACUCUGACCCCUACAUUUCAAGCAACAAACAAACUGGCAGAGCUCCUGGCUUGCCUGAUAACAUCCUCCUGAAAAGCUUUGCUGUAGACAAAGAGAAGACAAGUUCUGUUGCAAAGAUCAAAGUUGUGGUGCGCAAGAGGCCAUUGAAUAAAAAGGAACUGGCAAAAAAUGAAGAAGAUAUUAUAGACACACACUCCAAUUCUAUGACAGUUCAUGAGACUAAACUCAAGGUUGACUUAACAGAAUACGUUGAGAAGCAUGAAUUUGUGUUUGAUGCAGUGCUCAAUGAGGAGGUCUCUAAUGAUGAAGUUUAUCGUGAGACAGUGGAGCCCAUAGUUCCAAUAAUUUUUCAACGGGUCAAAGCAACUUGCUUUGCAUAUGGGCAAACAGGGAGUGGAAAAACCUAUACUAUGAAGCCUUUACCCCUCAAAGCAUCACGAGAUAUUUUGAGGUUGAUGCAUCAUACUUACAGGAGCCAAGGGUUUCAGCUAUUUGUGAGCUUCUUCGAAAUUUAUGGUGGAAAACUAUUCGAUCUCCUGAGUGAUCGGAAAAAACUCUGCAUGAGAGAGGAUGGUAAGCAGCAGGUGUGCAUUGUGGGUUUGCAAGAGUACAAAGUAUCAGAUGUGGAGACAAUUAAGGACCUCAUUGAGAAGGGAAAUGCCUCAAGAAGUACUGGCACAACUGGUGCAAAUGAAGAAUCCUCCCGUUCACAUGCCAUACUCCAGCUUGCUAUCAAGAGAUCAGUUGAUGGCAAUGAAUCAAAGCCUCCACGCCUUGUUGGAAAGCUCUCCUUCAUAGAUCUUGCAGGAAGUGAACGUGGUGCAGAUACCACAGAUAACGAUAAACAAACGAGGAUGGAAGGUGCAGAAAUCAACAAGAGUUUACUUGCAUUAAAGGAGUGCAUCAGGGCUCUUGACAAUGACAAGAGUCAUAUUCCUUUCAGAGGAAGCAAGCUAACUGAGGUUCUAAGGGAUUCUUUCGUUGGCAAUUCACGCACUGUUAUGAUAUCAUGCAUUUCACCAAGCUCUGGAUCAUGUGAACACACUCUUAACACCUUGAGAUAUGCUGACAGAGUGAAGAGCCUCUCAAAAGGGAACACUUCCAAGAAGGAUGUAUUGUCCUCAACUUUAAACCUAAGGGAAUCAACUACUAUGCCCUUGUCCUCUGUUUUACCAGUUGCAUCCGCGUAUGAGGACGAUGCAAAUGAUGCAUGGGCAGAACAAGAUGAGAGAGAUGAUUUUGAUGCAUCAGAAGAAGAAUCAUAUGAACAAGAGAAAGCAAUAUGGAAGGAGAAUGGGAAGCUAGAGCCAUACAAUCUUUCUAUUUCAGAGGAUAAAAUACAGAAACCCAAUGGUCAGACAAAGUGGAGGGAUAUGCCAAAAUCUAAUCUUAAGAACUCGCAUUCAGAUAAUGACUUGAAUGCAUUGCUACAGGAAGAGGAGGAUCUUGUAAAUGCUCACAGAAAACAAGUGGAAGAGACUAUGAACAUUGUGAGAGAGGAGAUGAACCUGCUGGUUGAAGCAGAUCAACCAGGAAAUCAGCUCGACGGUUAUGUUACUAGAUUGAAUGCCAUUCUUUCUCAGAAGGCUGCAGGUAUCCUCCAGUUACAGAAUCGUCUGGCACACUUCCAGAAGCGUUUGAAGGAGCAUAAUGUCUUAGUUUCUUCUGGCUACUAGUCUCACGUGGAAGUGCAUGAAGUUAUUACAAACGAAUGCUUCUUUUAUUACUGAUUGCAAGAUUACUGGCCUGGUUAUGGAUUUGGUUAUGCAGCUGUUAUUUUUAUGGAAGCAUUGCUAGAAAUUUGGCAUCCAUGCAGUAGUUUGCUGUAUGGUAUUCUUUAUGUGGUUUGAGGGGUUGGAGAUUGAGAGAUCUAGAAGGAUCCCGUUGCUCAUCCUUCACAUGAUACUACUGGCUUCUGUCUACAAUUUUUUAUUCUCAUUUUUUUUUCUUCAACAAGUUAUAAGCAAGCCAUUGGAUUUACGUGCCCAUCAGGCAUGCUUUUGUAAAGCUAUGCAGCAGUGUAAUUUGAUUCAUUAAUUAUAUACUUCCUGCCUACUAUUUAAUGCUUGUAAGCUUGUUUGACGUGGUGAUGCAAGUCUGCUUGUAAGUGACUGUCAUUCAACUUUCCAAUCAAAGUGCAAAUUCUCAUU